UCAGUUGAUCUGGCAACGCUCUCCUAACCUGUCACUAUUGUGAACUAGCAAUUUCGGGUCAAUUUAGUAGCAUAAAUUCGUCGCAACUGCCUGGAAAAUGUUCUCGAGAGCCGCUCUUCUAACAGCCCAGCGCCCCUUGACCGUGGCCGCCACCCGGACGGCCGCUGCUGCCGCCGCUCCCUCCGGCGGAGCCAUCGAGCGCCGCCAGCGCCCCGAGCAUCCCGGCAAGGUGCGCCUCGGUUUCCUGCCCGAGGAGUGGUUCCAGUUCUUCUACAACAAGACCGGUGUCACCGGACCCUACACCUUCGGCGUGGGUCUGAUCACCUACCUGUGCUCCAAGGAGAUCUACGUCAUGGAGCACGAGUACUAUAGCGGCCUGUCCCUCGGCAUCAUGGCCGUCAUCGCCGUCAAGAAACUCGGCCCAGUCAUCGCCAAGUGGGCUGAUGGCGAGAUCGAUAAAAUCGAAUCCGAGUGGAAGGAGGGCCGUGAGGCUGAGCUCAAGGUGCUGUCCGAUGCCAUCGAGGCCGAGAAGAAGGAGCAGUGGCGCGCCGACGGCGCCCUGCUGCUGAUGGAGGCCAAGAAGGAGAACAUUGCUCUGCAGCUGGAGGCCGCAUUCCGUGAGCGCGCCAUGAACGUGUACUCGGAGGUGAAGCGCCGCCUCGACUACCAGGUGGAGUGCCGCCACGUCGAGCGCCGUCUGAGCCAGAAGCACAUGGUCAACUGGAUCACCAGCAACGUGCUGGCCAGCAUCUCGCCCCAGCAGGAGAAGGAGACCCUCAACAAGUGCAUCGCCGAUCUGAGCGCUCUGGCCCUGCGCGUGAAGUCUGCCUAAACGAUUCGAGUUUUAGUUGUUUAAUUGUAAAUUAAAACCCAUUCGAGACGCUGGAAACAUGAAUAUGCCCGCAAGAUGAUAAAUCGAUCCAAUAUAUCUUCAAAAUGUCCGUGUCUGAAAA
This is a messenger RNA of Drosophila elegans, 953 nucleotides long. RefSeq names its product ATP synthase subunit b, mitochondrial (gene ATPsynB). The transcript has 3 exons. The record is from RefSeq and is a predicted model, not a curated record. The coding region runs from base 98 to 832 and encodes 244 amino acids. Gene Ontology annotation, biological process: proton motive force-driven ATP synthesis. Gene Ontology annotation, molecular function: proton transmembrane transporter activity. Lineage: Eukaryota; Metazoa; Arthropoda; Insecta; Diptera; Drosophilidae.